UCAAAUAAUUUCAGUUCACAAUAGGUUAUUUUUUUUAUCAGCAGCAACUUCAAGGAACAUAUUAGUAUGCAAUAUAAUGUUUAUGUGAAAUGUGCGGUGAAAUUGUUUGAAAAAAAAUAAAUAAUUUAUCCUAAGAAAUAAGUUGAGUACGUUGGAUAUGUCGCAUUGGAAAAGUAACAAAGAAUGGGUUGUGUCAAUAGUCGAACAGAUAUUAAUGAUCUACAUCCAAAUGUUUUUCAAGUGAUGAAUGUAGAUGAUUUAGGUAAUUUAAUUACACCUGGACGUUUAGAAGUUACAGAAACUGAUAUAGUGCUUUAUCAACGUGGUAAACAGCCUAUUAAGUGGCCACUACGUUGUUUAAGGCGAUAUGGUUAUGAUGCUGAAAUUUUUAGUUUUGAAUCAGGAAGAAGAUGUUCUACAGGUCCAGGCAUUUAUGCUUUUAAAUGCCGUAGAGCUGCACAUUUAUUUAAUCUUGUGCAAACAAAUAUUCAGGUUUGUAAUAAUAGUGGAGAUGAUACAAUGUCUAGAGAACUUCCAAUUGCUUCUCAUUCUGCUCCAACAGUAACAAGAGUGACAAUACCAGUUGAGCCUAAUUAUUUGGAUCCUAUAUUAAAUAGAUCUAAUAAUCAUAUGGGUCCUAGAUUUGUUCAUAAUCAACAAAAUGGAGUUGGAAGACUCGAUAGUGUAGGAAGUAGCACUGGUUUUAUGUCAUCUCAAGGAAACAUAAACUCUCCUACAUCACCUCCUGUGCUACCACCACCACCACCACCACCACCACCACCACCACCACCACCACUACCAUCAUUUCCUCAAUCACAUCCGUCCUCACUUUAUGUAAAUGAAGAAGUAUUGUCCUCUCUAUCAUUAGAAAUGGAACAUAAUAACAACAAAAGCCUUAGAAGAGCAAUACAGAAGUCUUGUACAAUCAGUAAUUCUAUAUCUGAUAAUGGAUCAGCAUCAUUGGAACUAACAUCUGUACAUAAAAAUACAGAAAUCACUUCUCAAAUUAAAUCACCACUUUCAAUAGCAACUUAUAUAAAUAUAGAUAUUAAUAAUGAUGUUAGUCUAUUAUCUCCAACUCAUAGUAUAUCUGAAAUAAUGCAAUUUAAAGAAGACAAAAAUGAAAACAAUGAAUGUGGACAUGCUUAUAUAAAUAUAAAUCCUCAAGAACAUGCAGAAUCUUUUAAUGUUAAACCACGACCUUUACCAUUGUCAUCUAUUCAAUCUGAUAUAGAAGAAGCAACAAGACAUUGUUAUGCUAAUUUAGAAUCAAAUGAAAUUGAAAAUUUAAGAAAAAGAUUUUCUGGAGUAUCUAUUGCGGAGAAAUCGCCUUUGCCUCCAUCAACGCCUACAGGUGGUCCAAUUAGAGAAGUAAAUUAUGCUGUAUUAGAUUUGGAUACAAAAGAUGUGCCAAUGAAUUUACCAUUAGAUGGUCCUUCAAAUUCCACUGCAUCUCCUCCAGAAUCUCCAAAUAAACUACAAAAAGGGUAUGCUACAAUAGAUUUUAAUAAAACGGCCGCUCUUUCUCAUUCAGUCAACCCAAAUAUUGUAAAUGAUAACGAAGGUUCAAGAAAAACACGUCACAAUUCUACAAUUAGUGAUUUAGCAGCCUCUGGUAGGCGUAGUUCGUCUAUAAGUGAAUAAUAAGUUUUUUGUUUCCUGACUGUGCCUGCAUGUAUUGAAUAUCUGUAGCAUUUUAUAGAAAGUAUAAAAUAUUUGAUUAAAUAUAAAUAAUUUAAUAAUAUAAAACCAAAGAAAAAAAUAUUAAAUUAGUUCAUAUACUUUUCAUAUAAUAUUAAACAAAAAAAAUUUUAGUAUGUAAAAGCAUAAUUAAAAAAUUAAAUUUCUCAUUUUAUUUUAUAUUUUAUUAUUCAUUUAAUAGAAUUUAAUUUUAUACAACAUAUACAAAAAAUAUUACAGUAUUUUUAAAGAGUAAGUCUUUUUUCAUAGUGUUGUUGAUAUGCACAAAAAAAUCUCUUUUAUAUAAUAUAUAAAUAUGUUUAUAGAAUAUGUAAGUAAUGAUUUUCUACAUUGACUAUUGUAGGAGAAUUAGAAGCUAAAAUGCCCUAAUUUUCCUGAAUCAUAGGAAUUGAUGAGGCUCAAAUAGACUAAUUGAGAUAAAAAUACAUGAUAUAUUGACUACUUUAAAAGUAGUCAAUUAAAAUUUAAUUAAUUAUGGCCAUAAUUUGGAGUGAUUUUGAUAAUUCAUAGAUAUUAAUAGUAAAACAUUAUAUAUAUAUAUAAUAUAUG
Messenger RNA from Apis laboriosa (Himalayan honeybee), 2250 nucleotides. RefSeq names its product fibroblast growth factor receptor substrate 2-like. Bases 184 to 1644 code for a protein of 486 amino acids. NCBI's taxonomy places the organism in Eukaryota, Metazoa, Arthropoda, Insecta, Hymenoptera, Apidae. Gene Ontology annotation, cellular component: cytoplasm. The transcript is spliced from 4 exons. Gene Ontology annotation, biological process: cell surface receptor protein tyrosine kinase signaling pathway. The record is from RefSeq and is a predicted model, not a curated record.